AUGGGCCCUCAAUUUCUCAAAGGCAAAACGGCUAUCGUUACUGGUGCAGGAAAGCCCAAUGGCAUCGGAGCAGCAUCUGCAAUGGCACUUGCUGAACAAGGCGCCAAUGUCCUCAUUCACUACAACAGCUCUGCUGCCAAAGCAGAAGAGGUGGUAGCCCAAAUUAAGAGCUUGGGUGUCCGGGCUGCCGCGGUCAGCGCCGAUGCGUCCUCAGCAGAGUUCGGAAGAGUACUCGUGGAUGCGGCUCUCACGUCAUUCGCGACCGACACGAUUGACAUUAUAAUCAACAAUGCCGGAUCAGCUGCUCUCAACGCCGAAGGAAUCAAGUCUGUCAAAUUCGAGGAUUGGGACAACAUCCUCCACGUCAACGUCCGUGGUCCGUUUAUGCUCAUACAAGCCGCCCUUCCCUACAUGAGAGCAGGUGGGCGUAUCAUCAACAUUGGUAGCGUUAUUGCUCGACUGGGAUCACUGAUGUUGCCAGUAUACGGCGCGUCAAAGGGCGCACUCAAUGCCAUGACGAUUGCCAUGUCCGAAGAAUUGGGUCCUCAGGGCAUUACUAUUAAUGUCGUGGCACCAGGCCCCAUCGCGACGGAUCUGUCGCUAGAAGGUUCGCCCAUCGCAACUAGGUUGAGGAAUAAUCAGCAUAUCAAGAGAGAGGGUACCAUCUGGGAAGUGGCCGAAACGGUUUUGUUCAUGGCAAGUCCAGGAGCCAGCUACAUUACCGGACAACUUAUUGGUGUUGACGGGGGAAUUGGCUUCCCUUGA
Molecule: messenger RNA, 765 nt
Organism: Rhinocladiella mackenziei CBS 650.93
Lineage: Eukaryota; Fungi; Ascomycota; Eurotiomycetes; Chaetothyriales; Herpotrichiellaceae
Exons: 2
Coding region: 1-765 (254 amino acids)
Molecular function (GO): oxidoreductase activity
Source: RefSeq, a predicted model, not a curated record